This is a messenger RNA of Monosiga brevicollis MX1, 863 nucleotides long. RefSeq lists its product as uncharacterized. Gene Ontology annotation, cellular component: precatalytic spliceosome; U12-type spliceosomal complex; catalytic step 2 spliceosome. NCBI's taxonomy places the organism in Eukaryota, Choanoflagellata, Craspedida, Salpingoecidae. Gene Ontology annotation, biological process: mRNA splicing, via spliceosome. The transcript is spliced from 5 exons. The record is from RefSeq and is a predicted model, not a curated record. The coding region runs from base 13 to 345 and encodes 110 amino acids.
GCGACCGCCACGAUGGCCAAGCAUCAUCCGGAUCUGAUUAUGUGCCGCAAACAGCCUGGUGUUGCCAUUGGCCGACUUUGUGAAAAAUGUGAUGGCAAGUGUGUCGUUUGUGAUUCCUACGUGCGCCCUUCUACUCUUGUACGCAUCUGUGACGAGUGCAACUACGGCUCGUACCAAGGUCGCUGCGUGAUUUGUGGUGGACCAGGCGUGUCCGACGCCUACUACUGCAAGGAGUGCACCAUCGAGGAGAAAGACCGCGAUGGAUGCCCGAAAAUUGUGAAUUUAGGUGCUGCUCGAACAGAUCUCUUCUACGAGCGGAAAAAGUACGGCUUCAAGCCCAGAUAGCUCUACGCCCCCCUCGACUGGCGACUACUGCUGCCGUGGCUCUCUGGCCCUGCCUUGCAACUUUUCUUCUGCUGGUGUUAGUGUAGUUGUUGCCAUUGUUGUCUCUGCUUCGUUUUCCUGUCUCUCCUCGGUUGAUUUGUAUUUGUCUCAGUACAAGCGUGCGUGCGGGUUGGUGUUUUCGUUUGUUCUCUCUCUCUCUCUCUCUCUCUCUCUCUCUUUCUCUCUGUCUCUUACACUCUCUCCCUUGGACGCUUUUCUUCCGCCCCCACCUUGUGCUUUUCUUCAAGCUUGCUUUCCUUUUUCUUUCUUCUUGUUUCUUUACACGGAUUGGCGGGCGAGGCAUGCCUCGAUGCUGGUUGUAUUUUGGCUUUUUCCGGUCUUGCUGUGCAACAUCGCUUGUUUCCUUGAGAUCCGCGUCGCUGCCGUGUCUUCGCGUGAAUCACGGGGUUUCAAAAGUCGCUCUCUCCCAGUUGCGAACGUUUUCAAACGAUGGCUCCCAUGAGAAUUGAUAAUCAGAC